GCAGGGUCCACCACGGUUCCGGCUUCGCCCAGGCCUCCGUGCGCGCAUAAGUGCAGAUAUUAAAGAGGGGCUUUCUAUUUCGAUUACUAGACUGUAAUGCCGCUGAAAAAGGCCGUAGCUCUGGACAGACGAAUGGAUUUGGCUUCGCUUUUCUGCAUGAUCGCGCGACACGGUCCCGCCGUGGCUCUGGCUGUAAUAGCGAUGGUGUCCGUGCUGGGGGUUUUCGUUAUCUACCGCAGGGGGAAGCGCAGGAAGGCCACAGCUGCAGCCGCGGACAGGGACAGCAAGAGCCCCGGAGUCGAGAGGUCCGUGAUCCGUCCGGAUCAGGAGCCGAGCCCGGAGGAAUCGCACAGCUUUGUGGAGUCAACAGAUGCGAGUGAAAGCUCGUCAGAUGUGAAAGAAGAUCUAAUUCAGAGGCCUUUCGAAAUCAGGCAGCGCCGUGCUGUUGCUACUGAAAAAGGACCCACACCUUUUUCUUCUUGGAAGAAUGAUUUCCAAAUACCAGCCAACAAGCGCACCACAUCAGAUGACACAGAGGAAAUGGCAGCUGUGCAAGGCUCUAAUAAUAUAACAGGGAUGUUUGCAGAACAGGCCAGUGGGAACCUGCAAAGCGACGCUUACGAAGUGGAGGAUGCUGCCAAAUUCUACCAGAGUGCAACAGAUGAUACUAGUAAUGGUUUGAUAGAAGAGGUGGUUAAAGCAGAACACCAAGAAAAUGAGAAUGUGGCCACAGACAAAGAUGUGUUUGGGAAAACCGGACAAGAAGUGGAGAAGUGUGCUUCAAACAGUCCAGUCUGUUUUGACCAAACCCCUCACAUGAGUGAAAAUGUUGAUGAUGACAGACCACAAUCUGAACUCGCACCAGAGCCAAACAGCGUGGUGUCCAAGUUGGAAGAACCUGUCGUCCAUAUCAAAGACGUGCCUGUCUCUUGCAUCCGUUACGGGAAAGAGGAGGAAUUUGAGGAAGAAAAUCGCCAUCCACACAGCAAUUAUUCCAGCAAUGUGCACCUGUCUCCAGAAGAAACAAAGAACAAUGAGAGUGAGGAGGCAAAGAAAGAAGAUGAGAACUACCAAAUGGCUGCUCAACAAACUGGGACCCAGUCUUCAAUAUCUGAACAAGAAAUGAGCGUGCCAUCAUCACAACAGGAUCAGUCUGAUCACAUGACAGACAAGGUGUCGCCACACCAUGAUGAUGAACAAGUGAAUGAAGAGGUUAUAGCUAAAGAUCACUUAAAAGCAUUUAGAGAUGUCACAUUUGAUACCCACUCACCACAGGUUGAGCAAGAAAGGGAGACUGAACAAAAGGAAGGUCUUGCAGGCCAUCAGGAGGAUGUUGUUCCACCUGUAACCACUGAUGCAAGACCUCAAUUCUCAGGUAUCCUUGAUUUGCCUGACUUGACAAGGGACUCUCAACAGCCACAAAGUGAAGUGAAAGAAGAUGAAAUUGCCCCACCUUUGUCUAAAAACAUAGAGGCUAAUAUUCUUAGCCCUCACCUGCUGUGUCUCAAAAAAGACCAAGGUACAACCGGUGCUGCUCCUUUGGCUGAGAACAUUACUACACCUCCCUUGUGUCAAAUUCACUCGCUGUCUUUCAGGCCAAGUGAGUUUAGGGACAAUGACAAGGAUAGCAUGUCAUCUCCUGGUACUGGAGAAGAGAGUGGGAUUUCAAGCCUGACUGUCAGCCCUGAUUUGCAAGAUGUUGGAAAUGAGUUGGACGUGACCGUUGAAAAUGCAGUGCUUCCUGUAUUGGAUUCUGAACCACAGUCUGAAGAAAAGGUAGAGGCUCAAAACAUCCUCCUCACUGAUGAUGCAGCUGUAUCUGUUAAUGAGGAUACAGCAGGUAUGGUGUCUGGGCCUUACCCAUCACAUCUCUCCCAGCAACCUCACAGUGAGAGCACAGACGGGGCUAAGUACGAGUCAUUUGCAGCCAGUGAGGACACUCUUGGCCGUGACACCGAGGACAAGUACCACAGAGCGUUGGAUCAGUUGGCAGUGCAGAGUUCAGCAAGUGUUGCCAGUGAGAAGAAGACACAGGCAGACAUUAAAGAUGUUCUUCCAGUGGUAAAGAUUACAGAUAACAAGGAAGGAGUAAGUGUUGAAAAGAAAGCGGAGAAGGAAAAGAAUUAUGAAAAGACUGAAAUCAGUAUCAUGGAGGCGACUAUGGAUAAUAAUGAAUGGAUCUCAGAUGGUAACUACCCAGUCCUUCCUUGGAUGAAUGUUUCCCUCCCAUCUUCUGCCCAAGAAGACACAAAAAACAACCAGCUUCCCACUGGAGAAUGUCAACCCAGCUCUGGCAUAGAUACAGAUGGUACACCCCGCAUUCAAGUCAGUCAAACCAGCACACGCUCUGUUGACGAAAACAACAAGAAGGUUUUGGCGGUGCUGCCCAUGCCUCAGAAUGUCAGUGUGACCUUCCGCAUCCACUACCUCACUUAUUCGCCAAACCAGAUGGUGGCUGUCACAGGCAACCAGCAGGAGCUGGGGAACUGGAAGGAAUUCAUUCUGCUAGAGAGUGCUGAGGACGGAUACUGGGCCGCUGUGGUCAGCCUGCCCGCAGAGAGCCAUGUGGAGUGGAAGUUUGUGGUGGUCGACAAGGGCAAAGUGUGUCGCUGGGAGGAGUGUAGCAACCGCCACCUUGAUACAGGUUAUGGAGAAGACCUGACUGUGCACAAAUGGUGGGGAUUCUUGUAGGAGUUGGAGAGGGCAGAGUUGUAGAGGUUUCUACCUAGAUGUCUUUUGAAGUGCACAUUUCCAUGAUGAAACUUCACUUCAUGCGACUUUCCUCUGAGGAUUGCCCUCCGAUAGCGAGUGAUCAGGUGGAUCUUUCUGUGGACAGGACGGAAAGAAGAUGAACGAUUACAUUACAGUAUGGCAAUAUCUCAUUAUGCAAAUUGCACCUUUUUAAAAGUGGGUGAAGUUUAAGGAAAUGGACUGUAUACUCUCUAUGCUGCUUGAAUAUUCCCAAACAAUCUAUGAGAAUAAAUGCACAUAGUUCACUUUUACUACAGCAAUAAUCAAAGCAAUAAUUUUUGAGUGGUGUUAUAUCGGGUAUUAUGUGUUUCUCACACUAAACUGUGAUGCUGCUUUUAACUCAGGACUGUGCAUGCAUGUUAUCCCUAUUGCUGUUCUAUGAAUGUGCCUUUUUAAACAUGACUUUUCUAUUAAUGUGUUGUAAUGUAUCACAAAAGGGUCUUUGCUGGUCAUGUUUUGUUUUACUGCAACUUGUAUUGGUUUAAUUAUGUUCACAAGUUAGUUUUUACUCACAGUACAAUAUAGUCUGUCAUGUCAAAUCAGAAUAUCCUAAUAUGCAAUAUUGUGAAGAUAUUAUUGAAUGUUAUUAAAGUGGAGCUGGUUACCAAAUAAA
Messenger RNA from Monopterus albus (swamp eel), 3364 nucleotides. It is a transcript of the gene stbd1, whose product is annotated as starch binding domain 1. The record is from RefSeq and is a predicted model, not a curated record. Lineage: Eukaryota; Metazoa; Chordata; Actinopteri; Synbranchiformes; Synbranchidae. The coding region runs from base 97 to 2691 and encodes 864 amino acids. The transcript is spliced from 4 exons. Gene Ontology annotation, cellular component: membrane. Gene Ontology annotation, molecular function: starch binding.